CCUCUAGUCGGUCGAUUCGUCACGCGCAAAGGCUGUAGGGAAAAGUCGUCGGCUGUUCUCCUCCAUCUUUCUGCAAGGGCAGAACAGUCGAAAUGGCUCUACUCUCCAUCCGUUUAGCCGCUGCUGUGGCGAAACAUUUGCCUGCGGCUACGCCUCAGAUAAGUGGUUUAACAUGGCCUGCAGCACAGAUAACAAACCGCAACAUCCAUGUUUCAUGCAGUCAGCGUGCUGCGGAAAUAUCCUCAAUUUUGGAGGAGAGGAUACUUGGUGCUGCUCCAAAGGCUGAUUUAGAAGAAACGGGGAGAGUCUUGAGUAUUGGAGAUGGUAUUGCUCGAGUCUAUGGUCUCAAAAAUAUACAGGCCGACGAGAUGGUGGAAUUCUCUUCGGGUUUGAAGGGUAUGGCCCUGAACUUGGAACCAGAUAAUGUUGGUGUUGUGGUAUUCGGUAAUGACAGGCUUAUAAAGGAAGGAGACAUCGUUAAACGAACGGGUGCCAUUGUAGAUGUACCUGUUGGAGAGGAACUAUUAGGACGUGUUGUGGAUGCUUUGGGAAAUCCCAUUGAUGGCAGAGGGCCAUUGAAGGCCUCAAAGAGGUUGAGAGUUGGAAUCAAGGCUCCAGGAAUCAUUCCUCGUAUCUCUGUGAGGGAACCUAUGCAGACAGGAAUUAAAGCUGUAGAUUCUCUGGUGCCUAUUGGGAGGGGUCAGCGAGAACUGAUUAUUGGAGACAGGCAGACUGGCAAAACAGCCUUGGCUAUUGACACAAUUAUAAACCAGAAACGAUUCAAUGAUGGCGAAGAUGAGAAAAAGAAAUUGUACUGUAUUUAUGUGGCUAUUGGUCAGAAAAGAUCAACUGUCGCUCAGAUUGUGAAGAGGCUGACAGAUUCAGGUGCUAUUGGUUAUUCAGUCAUUGUAUCUGCUACCGCAUCUGAUGCUGCACCUCUGCAGUAUUUGGCACCAUAUUCAGGAUGUGCUAUGGGAGAAUUCUUCCGUGACAAUGGAAAGCAUGCAUUGAUUAUCUAUGAUGAUCUGUCAAAGCAGGCUGUAGCCUAUAGACAGAUGUCUUUGCUGCUGCGGCGACCACCUGGCCGUGAAGCCUAUCCUGGUGAUGUGUUCUACCUACAUUCGAGGUUAUUGGAGAGAGCUGCCAAAAUGAAUGAUGCGCAUGGUGGAGGCUCACUUACUGCUUUGCCUGUCAUUGAGACACAGGCAGGAGAUGUGUCCGCAUACAUUCCAACAAAUGUGAUUUCGAUAACAGAUGGUCAGAUAUUCUUGGAAACUGAGUUGUUUUACAAGGGUAUCCGGCCAGCAAUCAAUGUAGGGUUGUCUGUGUCUCGUGUAGGCUCAGCUGCUCAGACAAGAGCAAUGAAACAGGUUGCUGGUUCCAUGAAGCUGGAAUUGGCUCAGUACCGAGAGGUUGCAGCUUUUGCCCAGUUCGGUUCAGAUCUGGAUGCUGCAACUCAGCAACUGCUGAACAGGGGUGUGAGGUUAACGGAGCUUCUGAAACAGGGACAAUAUGUUCCAAUGGCAAUUGAGGAACAAGUUGCAGUUAUUUACUGUGGAGUGAGAGGUCACCUUGACAAACUGGACCCCUCAAAAAUCACUGCCUUUGAAAAGGAGUUCUUGCAACACAUAAAGGCAACUGAAUCUGCAUUGUUGGCCAACAUUGCAAAGGAAGGGAAGAUCACUGAUGAGAUUGAUGUAAAACUGAAGAAAAUUGUGACAGAUUUUGUUGCUAACUUUCAGGGUUGAAACCCUGUAAGACUGUAGGCAAAAACAUUAUUUAAAAAUCUUGUGCAGCAUUUAGGUGUGAGAAACUGUGAGAAAGUGCCAGCUUUAUAUAUUUAAACUGAUUUUUUCAGUUGGAGUAUUGUGUACCUGUGGAAUUAGAAUACUGCCACUGUAAAGUAAUUGUUUCAUUGUUAAUAAAAUUUACUUCCCCUAAA
Molecule: messenger RNA, 1942 nt
Organism: Schistocerca americana (American grasshopper)
Lineage: Eukaryota; Metazoa; Arthropoda; Insecta; Orthoptera; Acrididae
Gene: blw
Product: ATP synthase subunit alpha, mitochondrial
Exons: 12
Coding region: 93-1748 (551 amino acids)
Biological process (GO): proton motive force-driven ATP synthesis; proton transmembrane transport
Molecular function (GO): ADP binding; ATP binding; proton-transporting ATP synthase activity, rotational mechanism
Source: RefSeq, a predicted model, not a curated record